This is a messenger RNA of Hypanus sabinus (Atlantic stingray), 3128 nucleotides long. RefSeq names its product two pore segment channel 2 (gene tpcn2). The record is from RefSeq and is a predicted model, not a curated record. The coding region runs from base 242 to 2551 and encodes 769 amino acids. The transcript is spliced from 25 exons. Gene Ontology annotation, biological process: monoatomic ion transport; transmembrane transport. NCBI's taxonomy places the organism in Eukaryota, Metazoa, Chordata, Chondrichthyes, Myliobatiformes, Dasyatidae. Gene Ontology annotation, cellular component: lysosomal membrane. Gene Ontology annotation, molecular function: voltage-gated channel activity; monoatomic ion channel activity.
AUGUAAAGUUGGGGUGGAAAGUUGGGUUAUAACUUCGUCCGAGUUUGAACGGCGGAGCCCCUGAGUUAAGAGCGAAGCCCGAACGUGGAGAAGAGGGGUGACACAUGUUACUGACCUGUUAGCAAACUUUUCAACUACAGAAUAAUUUUAUUUUAAAGGGAAAAACUUGUGCGGGCGAGGAUUUAAGUGAUUACCACCCGGCCGGUUUGGAGUAGACCUUCCUGUUGUCUGGCGAGACUUCAUGGAGACCGAGCCUGUUGUCCGGCAUGACUUCAUGGAGACCCAGCCGCUCCUCGGUGGCGGCAGCAGCUCGUCGUACGGCGUGGACGAGGAGAGUCGCCGGUCAGAUUCCUUGGGUUCCCGGAGCUGUAGCGGCAGUAACAACGGGCAGCUCGAUGACCUCUACAUUCAACAAGCCGUUGUAUUUAUUGAGGAUGCAAUACAGUAUCGUACCAUAAAUCAUCGUGUAGAUUCCCGAUCUCUGCAACUUUAUCAAUGGUACUAUUCGAAGCUGUGCCAGGGGUUUCUUAAUGCUACUAUAUUUGUGAUUUUGAUUUUGGCCUUCUUUGAGAAACCUUCAUCUCUGAGUGUUACAUCUGAUCUCCGAUUUCGUCGUGUACUUUGGGAGCCUCCUUGUGGACUGACUGAAGGGAUUGAAGCACUUUGUCUUAUUGUAUUUAUAGUAGAUGUAAUAACAAAGAGUUAUUUAAUUGGAUGGGAGGAAUUUCAGAAAUCAAAAUGGCUGAUUGCCUACAUCCUUAUACUGGCUGCUUCUGCUAUAGAUUGGACCGUCUCCCUGUGCUUCUUUUGUGAGGAGAAGGUCAGGGUGAGGAGAAUUUUGCGACCCUUCUUUCUCCUCCAGAACUCAUCGAUGAUGAAAAAGACUUUAAAAUGCCUGAGACGAACAUUGCCACAGAUCACCAGUGUUAUGCUGCUUUUGGCCUUGCACCUGCUGCUGUUCACAAUGAUUGCCAUGUUGCUGUUUGCCCGAGGCCAGAACGAGAAAGAGGAUAAAGAAUGGAGGACCUAUUUUAAGAAUUGGCCAGAGUCUGUGACCUCAUUAUUAGUGCUGUUAACAACAGCCAACAAUCCUGAUGUGAUGAUACCCAUCUAUUCGAGAAACAGAUGUUAUGCACUUUUCUUCAUCACUUUCAGCAUUAUUGGAACCUACUUGCUAAUGAAUUUACUGACAGCUAUUAUUUAUAAUCAAUUUCGCGGAUAUUUACUUAGUUCAAUUCAGACAUCUAUUGUCCGAAGAUGUCUGGGCAUUCGUGGUGCAUUUGAGGUGCUUUGUUGUGGUCGCUCAGCCAAAUCUGGACGAAGGAAUUCUAUCAGAAUGACGGUAAGCACCAGCACUGUGCUCCAAGUCCUGCAAAAAGUAACCAUGUCUCCAAUGCACAAGCAAGGAAUUAUUAAGCAAGCCAAGGCAUUCACUCAUGACUGUGUUACAGCAGAACAGUUCCGACUCCUCUUUGAUGAAUUGCAGAAGGAAACCAUGAAAGAGCACCCAUUAAAGCCAGUAUAUAGAUCACCGUUCCUGCAGAAGGCGCAGACUCUGCUAAGUCACUGCUAUGCUGAUUAUUUCGGGAACCUAAUGGUUGUGGUGCACUUGACUUGUAUAUUUGUCUCGUUGGUACUUGAUGCAGAGAAGCCAAUUUCAAAGCGCGACGAGUUCUUUUCUGGGGUUGUGAAUGGUUUCUUUGUCCUGUAUUAUCUAUUGGAAAUGGCAUUGAAAAUCUUUGCUCUUGGCAUUAAGGGUUAUUGUUCGUACAAGAGCAAUUUAUUUGAUGGGUUGCUAACUCUCAUUCUAAUGAUUCUACAGCUGUCAUCUCUUGUACAAUAUGGCUUCCCUCAUCCUGGAUGGAAUCCAGAUUUGCAUGGAUUGCUCACUCUUUGGGAGUUCAUUCGACUGGCAAACAUGCUCAUUGUUUUCCGAUUCCUUCGGAUAAUACCCAACGUCAAGUUGACGGCAUUAGUCGCUGGCAGUCUUCUUGAUAUGAUGAAGAAUCUGAGAGCUUUUGCUGGAAUUCUUGUGGUUGCAUAUUAUGUGUUUGCAACUGUUGGUGUCGUAAUUUUUAAAGAUAAAAUACCAGUCCCCCAUAACUCUACAAAUUCAAGUUUUCAUGAGGACACCCCAGAAAACUUAACACUUCAGUGUGGAACUUAUGAACAACUGGAGUAUUGGCCCAACAAUUUCAAUGACUUUGCUGCUGCUUUGGUUACCCUAUGGGAUCUAAUGGUGGUGAACAACUGGCAGGUUUUCCUCGACGUCUUUUCAAGAUAUGCAAACCCGUGGUCCAAGCUCUAUUUUGUAGCUUGGUGGCUGGUUUCCUCCGUUAUUUGGGUUAACCUCUUUGUGGCUUUGAUUCUUGAGAACUUCAUUCAUAAGUGGGAUCGGAGCUAUCAUCCGUCUUUCUCAGAUCAGGAGUCUGAGUAUCAGAUGAGUGUGCAGGAUAUGUUCAGGAAUGAUUUGGAGGAGCCAACUGAGGAAGAGUUGUUGGAGAGACUGCAACAGCAUCCACACCUCCAUUUACCCAAGGGACCCAUUUAGUCUUCUCUUGACAGCACAAGAACACUUUUUGGAAUGUGACUUUGUUUCUGGGGUUUGUGCAAGUGCCUCGCUCCCACCUGGUUUGGGUGUUGUACCGAUGGCUGACCUUUAACAAUUAUCUCUAGAACUAAAUGAGCAAACAAAGUUGUCUCGACUAUUAGUGCAUCAUAUGGUUUGUAAAUGCACAUAAUUCUUUUUAUCAAAUAUUUGAGAUUUUUAAACACUCUUUUCCAGUCCAUUUUAAAUGCUGUCAAUACUUUGUUCAGUGUUUUAAGAAAAGCGUGGGGGGGGGGAAGUGUUGGGGGAACUAAAUGUAGCUGAUAAAUCUUCAGUGCAUAAAUCUACCUUAUCCAUACCAGUCACUUGUUUCAUAGGUCUUGAUAUUUUUCACCAUUUGUGACUUUCAUCUGAACUGAAGCACUGGAGUGGGUGAGGUUGGUUAUAAUGGAUAUACUCUGUCAUUUUGGAAAUGUAAUGACACUUAUGCACAAUACUUGAAAUGACUGCUAGUUGAAUUUGGUCAGAGGACAAAUAACCUAUUUUGUAUGAUAUGAAUUAAAGGCAACUAUUUUUCUUA